AUGGUCCAGAUUCCAAAAGUUAUCGCAAAGGUUUUUGAUACGUUCCCCUUGAGGGUGUAUGACAUGGAACCCAGUUCAGUCACUGAUGCGGCAAAUAGAUUUCAUUUUAAAUCUGAAACACAAGUUAAUAAUGGAAAUAGUUUUACAAUUGGCGUCCAUAAUGUAAUUGAGUUGAAUAUUGGGAACCAAUCAAUUUUAAUACCGUCUGAUCCUGUUUCAUUUGGCCAUUCACUCAUACUCUGCUACAAAAACAAUUUAAGAUUGCCAUCCACUAAACAAGAUCAAAACUCUUCAGCUAGCUCAAUUAUGGCCAUGUCAUUCAAUGCUUCACCAGACUUACAACUACCAAUACUAAUCGAAGAUUUAAAGGAGUCCAGAAGCAUAAAAACAUACCCUGCAAUUAGAAAGUCCAUUGAACUGAAUAACAUAAAAAAUAAUACAGAGCACUAUUUAUUAAAUGAGAUGAUUGACCAGCAAUUAUAUGACUUGUGGAUAUUAUGUCUUUUAACGGAAGAGAUCACAGAAGACACAUUAUUAUCUAUAUUUAAAGUAGAUAAGGAAUUGAAAGCAGUUGAAGCUAUUUCACGUUUAGAAGCUAUUAAUAUAUUUUCUCUGAUACCUAAAUGGAAUUCUUUUAAAAUAAGACACCCCACAUUGUUUGUGAAUAGGUCACUUAAACUUGAUCGCUGGACUAUAUCCGAAGAGACCAAUAGACACGCAAUGGAGAUCCUAUACGACAGAAAUUUAAAGCUCUUUAAGAGGGACUUUGGUUCUUUGAUUGCUUAUUCCAAAAAUGCGUCAGAAGAUUUCAAAGUUGUUGAAUUGAAGAUCAUUGGAUUUGUUGUUAUAAUUGACACACUACUUCGUGAUACGAAACUUGGAAAUAUUCUUUCUACGUAUCAAAAUUAUGUUGAUUAUUGUUAUAAAGUAUUGGAAGAUGAAUUUUGUUAA
Molecule: messenger RNA, 951 nt
Organism: Priceomyces carsonii
Lineage: Eukaryota; Fungi; Ascomycota; Pichiomycetes; Serinales; Debaryomycetaceae
Gene: SAM35
Product: SAM complex subunit
Exons: 1
Coding region: 1-951 (316 amino acids)
Source: RefSeq, a predicted model, not a curated record